GGCAAUUGAGUUGAUACUUGUGCAAACAUGUGGAGGAGAGUUUUCGUGUUUUCUUGCAUUUUCUUAUAUGUUCUUGCUACUUUACCGGAUUUCGGUAUACCCGGAUAUAGCUGUGAUGCAAAUGUAAUGAAAAAGAGUAAAAAAGUGCCAACAAAUGUGAACUCCGUACGACCAGCAGAUAUCAAGCUGAUCAUGGCACUAGGAGAUUCUCUGACGGCCGCAAAUGGAGCUGGUGCCGAGGAUCCGGUAGCAGUCGUUCUGCAAUAUCGUGGUCUUGCAUUCCAAGCCGGAGGUGACAAGACAUUAGAAGAACACGUCACUAUUCCAAAUAUUCUCAAAAAAUACAAUCCAGACGUGUUUGGAUAUUCUAAUGGAAUCGGGUCUCCAAAUGUCUGGGAAAUUGCUCGUCUCAAUGUUGCCAUGCCAGGAGCUAACGCGAAGGAUCUUCCAGGACAGGCCCGGCAAUUGGUACAACUUCUCCAGCAGCAUACAGAGGUUGUAAACAUGAAGGAGGAUUGGAAGUUGUUGAACAUUUUCAUUGGAGGAAAUGACAUUUGUGGUUAUUGCAGAAAACCAGUGGAGGAUUCCCCAUACAACUGCGCGCAGGACAUCAAACAAGCCGUGCAAAUAAUUUACGAUAAUGUUCCACGUGUCAUUGUUUCCCUCACAGGAAUGUUGCAUCUCGAGAUGCUGCGCCAAACUGAUACCGGCCACUGGUUCUGUCAACGUUUGCAUCAUGACGAGUGCGGCUGCGAGAGCAAUAAGAACUUCACCGAUGCUGAUAUCAGACAGGCUUGCUAUGAUUAUAACAAGUACGAAAAACAAAUUGAGACCGACGGAACUUUUGAGAAAAACGACUUCACAUAUGUGGUUCAACCAAUGUUCCAAGAUACUUUGAUUCCCCCAAUGGAAAAUGGAAAACCAACUCAAAAGUUCUUCGCACCGGAUUGCUUCCAUUUCUCACAAUGGGGACAUGCUCUUGUGAGCACUUAUCUUUGGAAUAACAUUUUACAGCCAGUUGGCUCAAAAUCUACAGUUUCAAACAUGUCAGUGCCACUUCAGACAUUGGCCUGCCCAGAUGCGGCUUGCCCCUUCAUCCGAACACCUAAGAACAGCCAGGACUGUAGUCAAUACAUGACCCCUCAUGCUUAAUAAUUUUAUGAUAUAUUUAUAUUCGAUAUGUGUGUUUGUAUCAAAAUUGUCUAUAUUCAUAUGAAAAUUUUCGACUCGC
Caenorhabditis elegans is the source of this 1231-nucleotide messenger RNA. It is a transcript of the gene F09C8.1, whose product is annotated as Triacylglycerol lipase. Lineage: Eukaryota; Metazoa; Nematoda; Chromadorea; Rhabditida; Rhabditidae. Gene Ontology annotation, molecular function: glycerophospholipase activity; hydrolase activity, acting on ester bonds. The transcript is spliced from 10 exons. The record is from RefSeq and is marked reviewed. Bases 28 to 1152 code for a protein of 374 amino acids.